Molecule: messenger RNA, 687 nt
Organism: Aspergillus japonicus CBS 114.51
Lineage: Eukaryota; Fungi; Ascomycota; Eurotiomycetes; Eurotiales; Aspergillaceae
Exons: 1
Coding region: 161-649 (162 amino acids)
Source: RefSeq, a predicted model, not a curated record
GGGUUCAGAAGAGGGGUAAGCCCGGUGGUGAAGGGAGACCAACGCGGCCCCCCUUCAUCUCCUCCAAUUUGGGUUAUUUUCGGAAUUCUAAUGAUAGCAAAUCCCCUCCGACCACAGCCAAUCGAUCAGAAAAGUCGCGGACCCGAGGGAACGGAACCCAAUGGGCGGAGGGUUAAAAAUACGUUUAAGCGCCCGUCGUGUGCCGUCGCCAGCAUGGCUGCAGCCGCUUAUGCACGUUCCACACCGUCUUGCUGUGGCUAUUGGUGGAUUCGACAGAUGGAAAUUAACCCUUCGGGCAUCUGGUCUGACGUCUUGCUCAGGGAGUGACAGCACCGCAUUAGGUCGAAUCCGGUCAAAAGACACUGGAUGUGGUGUUGGGGUCCACAGGAGGCCAAUAGCGACGGCGUCCUGCAUUUGCAGCUCGCCGAAAUGGGUCUUCAACUGCACCAGGGAAGGGGAUGGAGGAUUAGUUAAUUACCUAGGAGCCGUGGAGCCAUCCCCAUUCGCGUCACCAGGAACCCAAUCAACAGCCGUGUUACACGCCCAUCCCCGCUGUGAUUGCUUUCGGAGAAUUGGCGCAGGAGCUGAUAAGAAGUUGCAGGGACUAUUGAUUUCCUGCAGAUGCACGGCGGUAUCCCUGGGGUCCUGAGAGGGUGAUUCUGGGAUGGCGUGGGCAAGGUUUACGUU